GCAACAGCAGAGCUGCACACGAUGCAAGUCUCUGUUUCUCUCAAAAGAAAUGUUCAACUGAAUCCAGGAGCUUUUUCUCAACAACAGCAGAAUCUCUGCUAACACUGAGUGUCGAUAUGUCUGCUGUCAGCUGUCUGCUGACUGAAGGUCAGUUUCUCUGCUCCAUCUGUCUGGAUGUGUUCACUGAUCCAGUCACCAUACCAUGUGGACACAACUUCUGUAAAACCUGCAUCACUAAACACUGGGUUACUGAUGUUCCCUAUCAGUGUCCCAGCUGUAGAGAGGGUUUCAAAAGGAAACCUGAGCUGCAGGUCAAUACUUUUAUCUCAGAGAUGGCUGCUCAGUUCAGACAGUCCGCUCAACAGGAAGCCAGCAGCAGCAGCUCAGAGCAACAAUUGCCCGGACCAAAAGAAGUUCCCCGUGACGUCUACUCAGGAUCCAACAGAAGGACCUGGAUGUUCUUCUUGCUGUGUCUGAUGGGUGUCUUCAUGGCCUGGAUGGUUUCGGACCAAAAGAAGCAUCUUGUUGGUCCUCUGAAAGAAGAAUAUGAAGCAAAGAAAGCCGAGCUGUGGAAGACAGGGGCUGAAAUUCUGCAGAUGAUACAGAAGAGACGACUGAAGAUUCAGGAGAUCAAACACUCGGUGGAGCUCAGUGAUGAAGAUGCUGACAGAGAGAUAGCAGAAGGUGUUCAGGUCUUCACUGCUCUGAAGGAGUCUGUUGAGAGAAGCCUGGCCGAGCUCAUCAAGACGAUAAAAGAGAAGCAGAGAACGACAAAGCAACCAGCUGAAGGCUUCAUCUCAGAGCUGGAACAGGAAAUCUCUGAUCUGCAGAAGAGAAGCACUGAGGUGGAGCAGCUCUUACAGUCUGAAGACCAGCAACACCUCCUCCAGAGCUUCACCUCCCUGAAUGCUGUUCCACCCACCAAGGACUGGACAGAAGUCAACAUCCGUCCACCUUCAUAUGAGGGGACUGUGAGGAGAGCUGUGACUCACCUAGAGGAGAUGCUCUGUGAACAGAUGAAGAAGAAACUGUUUCAUGUCGAGCUGAUGAGGGUCCAGCAGUCUGCAGUGGAUGUGACUCUUGAUCCUGAUACAGCACAUCCUAAACUCAUCCUGUCUGAUGAUGGAAAACAAGUUAAACAUGGUGAUGUGUGGAAGAAUCUCCCGGACAACCCAGAGAGAUUUGAUAAUUGUGUUGUUGUCUUAGCAAAGCAGAGUUUGUCUUCAGGAAGAUUUUAUUAUGAGGUUCAGGUUAAAGGGAAGACUGCGUGGACUUUAGGAGUGGCCAGAGAGUCGGUCAACAGGAAGGGAGAAAUCACACUGACUCCUCAGAAUGGUUACUGGACGAUAGUGUUGAGGAAUGACAAUGAGUACACAGCUGCUGAUGGCCCUGCAGUCCUUCUCUCUCUGAAGUCUCGGCCUCAGAAGGUGGGGGUGUUUGUGGAUUAUGAGGAGGGUCUGGUCUCCUUUUAUGACGUUGAUGCUGCAGCUCUUAUCUACUCCUUUACUGGCUGCUCCUUCACUGAGAAACUCUACCCAUACUUCAGUCCCGAACCUAACUAUGGUGGUAAAAACUCUGCCCCUCUGAUCAUCUCUCCUGUCAGCCAAUAAGUAGAACAAAAAUGAUAUACAUUAUCAAAAAAAAAUAAUCUUUUAAUGCCAUACAAGUUUACAUAUAAUUUCUUUAGAUUCUGAGUAGAGAAAGAGAUCCUAGUCCAAUUCAUCCAGAGGAUAAAAAGGGGAGGCAAAAAUACUGCAGGAGGUGAAUUUAAGAUUAUAUUAUUAUUAUUAUUAUUAUUAUUAUUAUUAUUAUUAGAUAAAAUGGCAAUUUCUCAGAUUCACAACUCAGUGAAAUGUGAACACACAGACAUAAAACAUGUACAUGAUUCAUUGUGACUUUCUCUUCCUGUGGUCACUUUAUCUCUGAUGUUCAUCGUGAAUCCAGUAAAUAAAAAAGGGACUGAAGAACAUGCCUAAGCAUGAAAAAAACAUAUCAAAUGAAUCCAGUGAUAGUUGUCUGUACAACCAUGGCUACACGGCAAACGAGCUUCUGGGAGAUUAUUCAGCACACUGUGAUGGAGCAACAGGUUCUCACUCCGAACUCGUAAAAUACGGAGGCUUGGGCAGUGGCUGUCAACAUCCGAUACGACGCAAAAAGCAUCCUUCAGCGUGCAUGUCGAAUGCACCGGAGAGAGCAGCAGCUACACUGCACUUGAAGAUGAUGUAGAGAGACAACAGUAGAGAGUAGUAUGAAAGCCCGAAA
Messenger RNA from Perca flavescens (yellow perch), 2262 nucleotides. RefSeq names its product E3 ubiquitin-protein ligase TRIM21-like. The transcript has 2 exons. The record is from RefSeq and is a predicted model, not a curated record. Lineage: Eukaryota; Metazoa; Chordata; Actinopteri; Perciformes; Percidae. Bases 117 to 1610 code for a protein of 497 amino acids. Gene Ontology annotation, molecular function: protein binding.